Molecule: messenger RNA, 2225 nt
Organism: Trifolium pratense (red clover)
Lineage: Eukaryota; Viridiplantae; Streptophyta; Magnoliopsida; Fabales; Fabaceae
Product: replication factor A protein 1-like
Exons: 10
Coding region: 1-1938 (645 amino acids)
Source: RefSeq, a predicted model, not a curated record
AUGGCUUUGACUGUUGAUAAUCGUAAUAUGUUUUCAAACAUUGAUGAAAUCAACUCUGAUAGGGCAACUUGGAAUUUUCAGGCUAAGGUCAUAAGACUUUGGCAAGUGAAUGAUUUUAAUCGAGUUAAUGUUCCUUUUUCUAUUGAAAUGGUGUUAAUGGAUUCAGAUGGUGCUAAGAUUCAUGCCACUAUUAAAAAAACUCUGAUUUACAAAUUUAAACAUGAGUUAAUCGAGGGAAAAGUUUAUUCUUUUGAAAAUCUUGGUGUGGCAGCUAAUACUGGAGCUUAUAGGACAACACAUCAUCCCUACAAACUGAACUUUCAGUUUGGCUCAUUGGUUCAGAGGCUGUCCAACUGUGAUAUUUUGAAGUCUCCAUUUACCUUUGUUCCGAUUGCUGAUAUUUUGGGGGGUUGUUAUGACACUGAUUUUUUACUUGAUGUUAUUGGUUUCUUGACUGAGAUUGGGCAAGAACGUGAGAUCACUAAUCAGAAUGGUAGUACAACGAAGCUGAAUGUCAUUGCAUUGGAAGCUGAUGGGCAUAAGCUUCAAUGUACACUUUUUGGUCCAUAUGUUGAUGAACUUAAUACCUUUGUUGGAGCUGGUGAUCUAACCAAUGCUGUGGUUAUUGUUCAGCUUGCUAAGGCUAAGAUCUUCCAAGACAAGAUACAUAUCCAGAAUUGCAUGAAUUGUUCUGUUUUGAUAUUUAACCCAACUUGUGACGAAAGUGUAGCCUUAAGGGCAAGUCUCAAUGGUUCUGAUGAGAAUCCGUCUCCAUUGACCUUUACUCAAGUUAGCACAGAGUCAAGUGUUCAACCACUUGAUGAGUUUCUGCACAUUACUCCAAGGAUUACCUUGCAAGGUCUCAAGGAUGCUACAACUGAAUCAUCACAUGUUGUUGCUGCAACUGUUAAGAGGACUUUAAAUCCCAAUAGUUAUUGGUAUACAUCAUGUUUGUGCGGCAAGGCUGUUGUGCCGGAUUCAAAGAUGUGGUAUUGUGAAAAGUGUAACAGGCAUGUUUCAAAGGUUGUUCCUAGGUUUUGUGUCAAAGUCAGAGUCAUGGAUGAUACUGAUUCUGCCAUUUUUGUGAUCUUUGACAAGGAAGCAAGUUCCAUAUUCAAUAUGUCUUGUGCUGAUAUGGUUCGAAAUGGAGAAAAUGAUGUUGGUGAAAGAAUUGUUCCACCUGAAAUUGAUGAGACACUGAUUGAUCAAACUUGGCUUUUUAAAGUUGAAGCUAAACCUUUUCAGAAUCCUAGGUUUGAGCAAUCUUUCCGUGUAAGAAAGAUUUGUACCGAUGAGGGUAUAAUUAAGCAAUUUAAGGACAAGUGGGAUAAUGAGGAUGCUGUGUAUCUUAAAAAUACAAAUGAGGGUGGAUCUUUGAGUACUUUGCUGGCAAAGGGGAAAGAUGAUUAUGUAGUUGGGUCGUCAAACGUCCUUUCUGAGGAGUUUGAAAACUUUAGUGGAGAUUCUGACAAGUCAAAAGGUUUGAUUGUUGAGCGGUCAACUGUUGACGUAUCACAAGAUUUGAUGAUGAAAUUUUCAUCAGCUGUUGUUAAUCUUGGCGAUGAUUUUGAUAAUACUCCUCUUUGUAUUAAGCCAAAUACAUCCUCUAAGGUGAAACAUAUUUCAUCUGCUGCUGUUGUCAACCCGAAUACCGUUGUUGAUGGUGUGAAGCCAAUUCAACCUGAUGAUAAUGCAAAGCCAAUCAACUCUGCUGGAUCUGUGAAUCGAAUCAACUCUGCUGGAGCUGCGAAGUCUCAACAAUCUGCUGCUGUUGUUGAUGAUUUGAGCCAGACAGCUUCAGCCUCUGUUAGGCCAUCUGGACAGCGAAAGAAAAUUGUUCCUAAGAGAGUGUCCCCUCAACAUGAAGAUCGAGAUGUUGAAGAUGAAAAUGCUCCUAUCAAGUUGUUGAAAAGGGCGGUGAAGAUUGAGAAGAUUUAAGCCUCAUAUGAAGGUGUCAGAAUUAGUAAAAUGAUGUAUUAGUAAUAUUUAUGUAAUAAAUUUUGAUGGCCCAGUGGCAGUGGACCUUUAAUUAGGACUAUGUUUAAGUUGCAUUUUGAUAGAUUAGUAUCUUGCUUAAGUAUUGUUGUUUAGUGGCCUAAUGGCAGGGUGCCUUUAAGUAUGGUUUUUAAUUAGGGGAGUGAAUUUGUAAUCAGUUCCAAGUGCUGCAGUCAUUUGGUGGUUUCAAUUUUAACUAUAAUGCUACUUUAUCUUAAUUUUAAUAUAUA